Molecule: messenger RNA, 2081 nt
Organism: Jaculus jaculus (lesser Egyptian jerboa)
Lineage: Eukaryota; Metazoa; Chordata; Mammalia; Rodentia; Dipodidae
Gene: B4galt4
Product: beta-1,4-galactosyltransferase 4
Exons: 8
Coding region: 296-1330 (344 amino acids)
Biological process (GO): carbohydrate metabolic process
Molecular function (GO): glycosyltransferase activity
Source: RefSeq, a predicted model, not a curated record
GGCAAGGGGCGGAGCCGGUUCCCGGGUCAGCUGAGGCGGUGCUCCGGCUUUACUCUUGGCCAUCCUAUCCUCCCGGGGCUCUGCUGCCCGCGGCCCGGUCCCGCCGAGAGACUGAAGAGUCUUUGCUCUUGACCUGUCUUCUGCAAGGAGAGGGAGCUGUGGCCCCGCUGGGCACAGGCAGGUAUCGCAUCCUCAUCAGUUGUCAUCGAGUUCUCAGUGAGACUGGAAAGUUCAUCCGGAAGCUUCCUCGCCAGCCUCAGAAGCAGAGGUACAGACAGCCGGCCAAACAGAAGACAUGGGCUGCAACCUACCUUUCCACCUCCCCUACAAAUUCCGCCUACUGCUGCUCUUCACCUUGGGCCUGACGGUGGUCGGGUGGGCCACCAGCAACUAUUUUGUGGGUGCUAUUCAGGAGAUCCCCAAGGCAAAGGAUUUCAUGGCGAACUUCAACAAGGUCAUCGCUUUGGGGAAAGAAGAAACCCUGGCCAGUGAAGCCACAGCGAAGAGCGUGGAACUUGACAACUGCCCCUCCUUGUCCCCAAACCUCAGAGGCCAGAGCAAGCUAAUUUUCAAGCCGGACCUCACGUUGCAGGAAGUGCAAGCAAAUAACCCCAAGGUGUCCCGAGGCCGGUACCGCCCAGAGGAAUGUAAGGCGCUGCAGCGAGUCGCCAUCCUCAUCCCCCACCGGAACCGAGAGAAGCACCUGUUGUACCUGCUGGAACAUCUGCACCCCUUCCUGCAGAGGCAGCAGCUGGACUAUGGCAUCUACAUCAUCCACCAGGCCGGGACUAAAAAGUUUAAUCGAGCCAAACUCCUGAAUGUGGGCUAUCUGGAAGCUCUCAAGGAGCAAGCGUGGGACUGUUUUGUAUUCCACGACGUGGACCUGGUGCCGGAGAACGACUUCAACCUCUACACGUGCGAGGGGCAGCCCAAGCACCUGGUGGUCGGCAGAAACAGCACUGGCUACAGGUUACGUUACAGUGGAUAUUUUGGGGGUGUCACUGCCCUCAGCAGAGAGCAAUUUUUCAAGGUGAAUGGAUUCUCUAACAACUACUGGGGAUGGGGAGGCGAAGACGAUGACCUCAGACUCAGGGUUGAGCUCCAUAAGAUGAAAAUAUCUCGGCCUAAGCCCGAAGUGGGCAAAUACACCAUGAUCUUCCACACUCGAGACAGAGGCAACGAAGUGAACGUGGACCGGAUGAAGCUCUUACACCAGGUGUCACGCGUUUGGAGAACAGAUGGCUUGUCGAAUUGUUCUUACAAGCUACUGUCUGUGGAAUACAAUCCUUUAUAUACCAAUAUCACAGUGGAUUUCUGGUCUGGUGCAUGACCUUGGAUCCUUCGGGUGAUAUUCCAGGAGAACUGAUGAUUUAAUUGCAAUAAUUUUGGCCUAGAGACUUUCCGUAGUAGCACACCUUAAGACCUUUUUACGGCUAUUAUUGGGCUGGAUUGUUUUUCUUUUCUUUUUCUUUUUUUGUAUUUUCAGCACAGCUCUUGUGAUUUGGAAUGCAGAACCACUGUAACAAGACCACUUCGUUGUUUGGAUGACGACGGUGAAACGUAAUGAAGGACUGAAUCUAAGGGGACAGCACAAAGGAGACAAUGACAGUGACUUGAGGACUCUGGUUGGAGAUUUCCUCAAGUUCGAGGUGACCCACGCUGAGAUUGGAGGAUAAGGAAAUUCUCUCCAGAGUCUCAGGGAACCAGAAUGAGUGCGGAGCUGCAACGGUACCUGUGCGGGCAUCUGCGAGGCUGUGGUCCCUGCUAGAACAUGGCCUUGGGAGCAGGGGACAAAGGGAAGAGUGCUGUGAACUUGGGAGCGAAGAGGUGGCGAAGGACGGGGUGUCCGAUGGGCUGGCCCUGGUGGCUGCUGCCACUGCUCCUUUGCAGCGCGUGUCACCUAAUCAGAAAUGCCUUCGGGAAGAGCCCAGCAGAGAACACAUGAUCUACUAGUUUUUAAAGCAUUUUUUUAUAAAAUGAUUUUGUACGUGUAGGAUGUGACUUAGCAGUUUACAAGUUAAGCAUCCACCAGUAAUACAUCUAUAAAGUACCUCUGCAUUAAAAUAGGAAAAAGCUUUGGA